Molecule: messenger RNA, 417 nt
Organism: Xylona heveae TC161
Lineage: Eukaryota; Fungi; Ascomycota; Xylonomycetes; Xylonales; Xylonaceae
Exons: 4
Coding region: 1-417 (138 amino acids)
Molecular function (GO): carbon-sulfur lyase activity
Source: RefSeq, a predicted model, not a curated record
AUGGUGUACACUGGGUCUUGUUACUGCAGGGAGAUUCAGUACGAGCUGAAUCUGCCUUCCCCGGACGAUGCGCGCACUUCGUUGUGUCAUUGUCGGAAUUGCAAGAAAUUUACUGGUUCAGCCUUUGGCAUAACCACAAAGGUGCCCAAGAAAGCGUUCAGGGUUACGGCAGGCCAGACAAAAGAGCACGUGGGCGACAACGGGUCUGGGACGAAACUCUUUCGUGAAUUUUGCCCGACAUGUGGCAGCGGCAUUCUUGAAUAUGGGGAGCACGCCGGGGAGAAUAUCUAUAUUUUCUAUGGAACUUUCGACCGACCGGAAGAGCUGCCUCCAAAGGGAGAAUUCUUUUGCAAGAGUCGCGAGAAUUGGAUGCCAGAAGUGCCAGGCGUCUUCCAUAAGCAGGAAAUUAAGGAUUGA